Molecule: messenger RNA, 2174 nt
Organism: Polyodon spathula (Mississippi paddlefish)
Lineage: Eukaryota; Metazoa; Chordata; Actinopteri; Acipenseriformes; Polyodontidae
Gene: rpf1
Product: ribosome production factor 1 homolog
Exons: 9
Coding region: 61-1143 (360 amino acids)
Biological process (GO): maturation of LSU-rRNA; maturation of 5.8S rRNA
Cellular component (GO): nucleolus; preribosome, large subunit precursor
Molecular function (GO): rRNA primary transcript binding
Source: RefSeq, a predicted model, not a curated record
UCCGGGUCGUAGAGAAAAGUUGAAAAACGCGAAACACGUGUGACACAAAAAAUAAUAAGCAUGGACGUGAAAGAAGUAGAGGUAGACUUUGGUACCCAAGAACACGCCAAAAAACUAAAAAAGAAGGGGAAAAAACAGAAGCCGAAAAGGGGAAAUAAACCACAGAAAGAAAAUGGAGAAACUAAGGAAGGAGUGGAGAAAGCAGAGACCGACGAGAAGCCGCCAGAGAUGCAUUUUCCACCAACAUUCAGCGUGUCCGAGAUUAAAAAUAAGCAACGAAGGCAUUUCAUGUUUUUGAAAUUUAAACAGGAGAAACGAAAGGAAAAGUUAGCAUUGAAGAAGAAAAGGAAAAAGGAAAGACAAGCACUUGGAGACAAGGCACCCCCAAAAGAAGUUCCAAAGACCAUUGAAAACCAGAGGGUUUAUGAUGAGACGACUGUAGACCCCCAGGAUGAAGAGGUUGCUUUUGAUGAAGGAACGGAUGAAUUCUCGGCCUACUUCAACAGACUUACAAAUCCGAAGGUCCUUAUUACAACAUCAGACAGACCUAGAGGGAGAACUGUAAGAUUCUGUGAGCAGCUUGCUACUGUAAUCCCAGACUCCCAUGUAUACUACAGAAGAGGCUUGGCACUGAAGAAAGUCAUCCCACAGUGUAUAGCCAGAGGUUUUACAUAUCUCAUGGUUAUUAAUGAGGACCGGAAAAUAUCAAAUGGACUUAUCCUUAGCCACCUGCCUGAUGGGCCAACUGCUCACUUUAAAAUGAGUAGUGUUCGCCUUCGCAAGGAAAUGAAGCGAAAAGGCAAGGAACCCACAGAGCAUGUCCCUGAGGUGAUCCUCAAUAACUUUACUACACGUCUGGGCCAUUCCAUCGGAAGAAUGUUUGCUUCCCUCUUCCCUCAUGACCCCAAUUUUGUUGGACGGCAGGUAGCAACAUUCCACAACCAAAGAGAUUACAUCUUUUUUAGAUACCACAGAUACAUCUUUAAGAAUGAAAAGAGAGUGGGAAUUCAGGAGCUGGGCCCGCGAUUCACCUUGAAGCUCCGAUCUCUUCAGAAAGGAACCUUUGACUCUAAAUUUGGAGUGUAUGAAUGGGUUCAUAAGCGCCAUGAGAUGGACAGCUGCAGAAGAAAAUUCCACUUGUAAAAAAGAAAGUGGAAACACAAAGAACCCAACUUGCUAGAACUUGACAACAAAGCAACUACAACUUUCUUCUAGUUUUUAAAUGUGUAUCUGUAUCUUGUGAUCCAGACCUGUAACACUGCUCACUUUAGAAUAUCAACCCAUGCCUUUGUUCCUGUUAUCAGAUCAAUUGCUCGACUCUUACCUGUGUGGACUGAACAAAAACUUAAACAUGGGUUUUGAGUAGCUCCUGAUCCCAGACAACCACAUACUUAUUCCCUUCCCUACUGUGACCAGCCCAUGCUGAUGGGAGAACAUGUGGACACAUUAGUGUGUAGCAAAUCUCCUGCGUGAAUUUGCAGUUGGGAAUAAAGAACUUGUGGUAUAUGAACAAAUUCAGGUAAAUGUAGUUCAUCACAUAAAAACAGCUUGACUUCAAACCAUUUGUAAUUGUGUAGGUCUUUGCUUCUAGAGGCAUUAUCAUCCAUUUUAUUUAAAUACUGUCAAUUGUUUUAAUAAUAUAAUGGUCCAGCCCUGCUGGUGAUUAUACUUAACUGAAACUAACAGCAAGGAAAGUUAUGCUACAAGUAGUGUACUAUCUUAUUAUAAAAAGGUCAGCUUUACAGAUGUUUUCAUAAAAAAAAAGCUGCAUUCAUGUUUCCUUAAUUUCUAAAUGUUUCAGCUCUUUAAAACACUCAAUUAGUGGUCUUAAUAUUUUGGAUCUUUCUAAUUAGAUACCACCAUGCCAAAGUGAACUGCUAUUCAUGUAAAAUUUAAGACACCACUUUCAAGUUCAUUAAAUAAGUAAACCAACCUAUCCAACAAACAUUUUUAAGCAAAUAAAAGGGUAUUUGUUUUGGCUUUCUUUCUUUCUGGACUGUAAUGUUAUGUAACACAAUCUUACUUCUUAAAUUAAACUUGUAUCUUAUUGUGUCUUUUGUUUUUACAUGUAAAAAAAAAAAAUUCUUCUGAUGUGUAAAAUUGUUUCCCAUUCCACACACUAACAUCCUUUGGGGAAGCAGCUUGCAUAGAAAUAAAAACUUUUUUUUUAAGAA